UUGUAUCAAUUCUUUAGUUUAUCAAUGUUCACAAUUAUAAUAAGAAAUUUUUUUAUGCAUACAUAUAUAUAUAGAUUUAAUAAUAUAUUUAAUUGUAAUAAAACUAUAUGUUAAAUAAAAGUCAGUCGUUAUAAGGUUUAUUUGAUUUUAAUGAUUCAUUGUCAAUAUGAUAUUUAAAAAAAUUGGAGCCAUAACCUAGAAUUAAGCAUAUAGUGCAAAGCAUUAUAGAUAAUAAAAUAUGAAAAUAGAACAAAAAUAUUACGAUGUAUAAUGUUUAUGAGCAAUUAACUAUUAAAGAUUUAGGAAAUUGGGUUGCUUCUGGAGCAAUGAUAUUUGGUGGUAUUAUUCCAUAUGUACCACAAUACAAAGAAAUUAAAAAAAGGGAUAGUGCAGAAGGAUUUUCUCUUUAUGUAUGCCUUACACUUUUAAUUGCUAAUACAUUACGUAUUUUCUUUUGGUUUGGGAAACAUUAUGAAAUACCUCUUUUAUUACAAAGUAUAUUUAUGAUUGUUACUAUGUUUAUAAUGAUUAAACUAUGUAUAAGUGUACAAAGUAGAAAUCAAGUAAUAAAAGUUAGAGAACGUGUAUUUUCAGAUUUUGAUGCAAAUUUUUUUUGGAAAUGGACAGAUUUUCAAUCCUAUUUAGAUUUUAUGCUAUUGUUUGCGGCAUUAAUAGGAAUAUUAACAUAUUUGUUAAUAGAUAUACCAAUAUUUGUUGAAACUAUUGGAUUAUUUGCAGUAUUAACAGAAGCUAUGCUUGGAAUACCACAAUUUUUACGUAAUUUUUUUAAUAAAUCUACUAAUGGAAUGAGUAUUUUUAUGGUUGCUAUGUGGACAUUAGGUGAUGCAUUUAAAACUUGUUAUUUUAUUAUAAGAGAAGCUCCAAUUCAAUUUGAAGUUUGUAGCACUCUUCAAGUUAUAAUUGAUAUUGCAAUUUUAACACAGGUAUAUAUUUAUCAAAGUAGUACAGCAAUACAUACAAGAGUCCCAGUUCGAAUAGAUUGAGAUACUUUAUAUAUGUGAAUGAUAUAAUAUACUAUUUCUAUACUUUUUAUUGACUAAAAAAUUUUAUCUAAAAAUUUUUAUUACAUUGAAUUUUUUAUACAUUUUAAUUGUAUUUUAUUAUGUAUUAAUUUUUUUAAAUAAA
Messenger RNA from Apis laboriosa (Himalayan honeybee), 1146 nucleotides. Its product is annotated as solute carrier family 66 member 2. The transcript is spliced from 5 exons. Gene Ontology annotation, biological process: retrograde transport, endosome to Golgi; phospholipid translocation. Gene Ontology annotation, cellular component: endosome; trans-Golgi network. NCBI's taxonomy places the organism in Eukaryota, Metazoa, Arthropoda, Insecta, Hymenoptera, Apidae. The record is from RefSeq and is a predicted model, not a curated record. The coding region runs from base 264 to 1004 and encodes 246 amino acids.